Messenger RNA from Priapulus caudatus, 862 nucleotides. RefSeq lists its product as uncharacterized. The record is from RefSeq and is a predicted model, not a curated record. Gene Ontology annotation, biological process: negative regulation of protein kinase activity; negative regulation of TOR signaling; neurotrophin TRK receptor signaling pathway. NCBI's taxonomy places the organism in Eukaryota, Metazoa, Priapulida, Priapulimorpha, Priapulimorphida, Priapulidae. Gene Ontology annotation, cellular component: cytoplasm. The coding region runs from base 205 to 837 and encodes 210 amino acids. The transcript has 6 exons.
UUUCCGAUCAUUGUUAACCAGAGACGUCGGCGAGAAAGUACUCGUACUGCGUGUCACUACGUACUGCUGCGUCGGGAUUUCUCGAGAGCGAGAGAAGCUGCAUUGCUACGGUUUCAGCCGGAUAACAACGAGGGGAAGCUGCGAGAUAGACGUGCCGAAGGUGUCUCCCCCGCAUCAUCCUUUCUCCGCCGUCGAUCAGCAGAGAUGCAGAGCCACGAGAACAUGGACGCAAUGGCGGCGCUAGUGUGCGGCUGCCUCAACGUCCGCGUGAGUUUCGUCAGCGGGCAGCUGAGGCCUGUCAGCUUCUUCCAGUUGGCGCUAGCGGGCGAGGAAGCGCUCGAAGCGUUCUUCAAGCAGAAGCUCAUCGAUGUGACCCUCGACCUCACCGGCGUGACAAAGGAGCACGCGUUCCUGACGAGGAGGAAGGCUGUGGGAGAGUGGUUCAUCACGUCGUGCCUCAACUGCGGGAUGGCCGCGUACGCCGAGCACGUAAAGCACUCGCUCCACAAGGUGCUAGUCAGCUCUCACCUGGUGAGGGACGCGCGCACUGUGGAAGAGAUGGUCCGCUCCCCUCAGUACUCUCCAGCCUUCCGCGUGCUGCUCAAGCCAAAAACUACCGACCUCAGCCCUGAUCUAGGAAUGCCAUUCGCUCGCCAGGAUGCUAGCCUAGAGAGGCAACAUGAGCUCCAACUCAUCAACGGCAAGUCGACGAAGUUCCUGCGGCAGAAGCAGCUGGAAAUGGAGAAGCGAAUUCGUGAGUUUGCCGACCAGCAGAAGCUAGAGUUUUCCGAAUUACAGCGCAGGACAAUCCAGGACAAGAACGUUGUUCUAGGGUAAGUUCUCGAGCGAGAAUAAAGUCCUG